AUGAAUAAUUUCAUGAAAUUAUUCGCUAUUUUUGUCGUGUUAAUCCAAAUCCAAUCAGCCUUGUCUCAACCAAACCAGCUUAUACAACAACUCUGCAAAAAAACCCUUUAUCAAGCCCUAUGCGUUUCUACUCUCAAUCUUGAUCCUAGAAGCAAAACCUCAAAUCUCCAAGGACUUGGGUCGAUCUCUAUCGAUGCGACUAGAAAGAAAGUGAACGAGACGUUAACAUAUGUCAUCUCCGUUUUUGGUGAUACCCGAGGACGUGAAGAUUACGAGAGGUACGGAACUUGCAUUGAGGAGUUUGGUGCGUCGGUUCGAAGGUUUCUACCGGCAGCUUCGGCUGAUCUAAAAGCUAAGAGAUAUGUUCAGGCAGUGUCUAACAUGAAAGACGUUUUGUUGGCACCGAAGGUUUGUGGGGACCAGUGGCCCACAGAAUAUCCGUUGGAGUUGGCCAGACGUAACAAAGACGUCCAUGAUAUAGCCGCUAUGACUAUUGACAUCAUCAAAACUUUUGUAAACUAA
Messenger RNA from Arabis nemorensis, 522 nucleotides. Lineage: Eukaryota; Viridiplantae; Streptophyta; Magnoliopsida; Brassicales; Brassicaceae. The record is from the annotation of a GenBank genome assembly.